Molecule: messenger RNA, 1593 nt
Organism: Phanerochaete carnosa HHB-10118-sp
Lineage: Eukaryota; Fungi; Basidiomycota; Agaricomycetes; Polyporales; Phanerochaetaceae
Exons: 12
Coding region: 27-1445 (472 amino acids)
Biological process (GO): oxalate metabolic process
Source: RefSeq, a predicted model, not a curated record
GAGCCCCUUGCACACUCUUGCACAGGAUGUCGUCCGGCCUACCAUUAUCCCUGGCUAUUUUCGUCUCUCUUCUCGCUGUCGUACACUCUGUGUGCGCCGCCCCUUUGGGGUCAGCUAUUCCGCUCUCCUCGCUGUCGCCGAGCAGUCUCGCCUCUGCCGCACCUGUCUCUGCGACCGUCGCCCCUGCUUCUGACGACCCCAACGGCAUUUUGUGGACCGAAACCAGUGAUGUCAUGCCCGAGCCCAUGCGAGGCACCCUCGGCUCAAACGUCCUCGGUCCCCAGAACGUUCCCAUCGACCUGCAGAAUGCGGACCUACUCGCACCACCGACUACUGAUUCCGGCAAUGUGGGGAAUUCCAAAUGGCCGUUCAGUCUCAGUCCUAACCGUCUUCAGACGGGGGGAUGGGCAAGGCAGCAGAAUAUCAAUGUGAUGCCCAUCGCUACACAGAUGGCCGGAGUCGAUAUGCGUUUGGAAGCUGGGGCUAUCAGGGAGUUACACUGGCAUUCGACUGCCGAGGCACGUUGGGCUUACAUUCUAAACGGCUCUGUGCAAAUAACGGUGCUUAGUACCAACGGUCAAAAUUACCUAGCUACCUUGAACCAAUCUGAUGUCUGGUAUUUCCCCCCCGGUGUGCCACACUCCAUCCAAGCGACAGCAGACCUACCAGAAGGCGCCGAAUUCCUGCUCGUCUUUGACUCGGGCGAUUUUAGCGAAGACUCUACGUUCCUGCUCACCGAUUGGCUCGCGCACGUGCCGAAGGAGGUCCUUGCCAAGAACUUCCAGACAGAUAUCUCGGCCUUUGAUGAAAUCCCAGGAAAGGAGCUGUACAUCUUCCCAAGUGACCCCCCUGCCGACAACGCGGUAGCUGUGCCAAGCCCACAGGGCACCGUGCCGGCGUCCGAGGCUUUCUCGUUCGAGUUUUCCAAGGUGCCCAGGACUCCAUUAGCUGGUGGCUCUGUCCGGAUCGUGGAUUCGACGACGUUCCCGAUUGCCCAGACCAUCGCUGCCGCUGAGGUCACCGUUGAGCCGGGCGCAAUGCGAGAGUUGCACUGGCACCCUACACAGGACGAAUGGAGCUUCUACAUCGAGGGUACCGGGCGCAUGACUGUCUUUGCCGGCAGUUCUCAAGCCAACACGUUCAACUAUGGACCUGGUGAUAUCGGUCAUUCUAAUGCACGGACAUCAGGUCAUUACGUUGAGAACACGGGCACGACGCCACUGCGCUUCUUGGAAAUUUUCAAAUCCAAUCGCUUCCAGGACAUCAGCCUCCAGCAGGUGAGUACCGUGGCUAACAUCGUGCACAUGCGGCUUACUCACGCUUUGCAGUGGCUGGCUCUUACACCACCCGCGCUGGUAAAAGCUCAUCUCAAUCUCGACGACCAGACUAUUGCCAACCUCAAUAAGACGAAGAACACCGUUAUUGGGCCGUCCAAAGCAUCGUAGCGGAUAACAUCUUUGCGGACUCAUAUACCAUGUGUAAUAUUCCCGUGUAAUUAUACCCUCUCGCAUUAGGAGACUACAGCGAUUCUCGCGAACUUGAGUAUGCUUGCUGGAAUAAAGGUUGUCACGGUUGCGGCUGCGAGAUGUCGAA